AUGUAUGCACCAUCACCCCGCAUGCCGCUGAGCAGAGGGCCCUCUCCUGUUCCAGGCGCCCAACCUUACUAUAACCCAAACAUUGGCAGACCUAUCAGUAGGGGUCCAUCACCUGUGCCAUCAAGUGUGGCGCCUCAGGGAUACUAUGGAACUCCCGCUUCUCCUUACGGCGCACCGAUUACCAGGCCGAUUAGCAGAGGUCCAUCUCCCAACCCAUACAGCACUUCUCCAGUUGCUGGUGGCUUCCAGGUCGAGAAGCGUGCCAAGUCUCCUAACCCUUACGGACGACCUGCGCCUGCUGAGCCGGUCGCUGUCGCGUACCGCGACGAGCUGGUGUACCGAGACCAAGUCUCGGCCUUGAUAGCAGCAAAAGAUCGUCAAAUCGCGGCAACGGGGCGCAUUCCUGUUGACGCCUCACAACUUUCGCUUUUCUUCCGGGCUAAGGACGGUAUCACGUACUCGCUCGACUUCCCGGUCGAUACAGGUUACACUACGCCUCCGGCUCUUGACGUUUUAAUUUCCAUCUGCAAGCCUAAGCCCCGUCAGAUGUCAGACUAUGAUGGGUACAGAGAUCGAGAGGGUCUCGCGUACCCGCUUGGCCUCCCACACACUACCUCCCUGGAAAUCUCGAACUAUCCCGUGUUGGAUGCCAUCCGCAGUUCUCUCUUUCCUGUGCUCCCACCUGGACAAUACCUCACAGCUGUGAGGGACAGUCUGGACGUAGCCAUCACUGGCAGCCAUAUUGCGAAGAGCUAUCCGGCGCAUCAACGUCAGGAUAACAGGGCGGCGACACUCAUUGUGACCCUUCCUGUUCGAUACCGUGGUGGUGCCAUCGUAAUUAGCGAUCAUGAUGGACGAGAGGAGAGGUUCUUGGGGAACGGUGGCAAGCCUACUGAUAUCGAAUGGGUGGCUUUCCGCUCUGACUCAGCGUAUGCCAUUGAGCCUGUGCAGAACGGAUGCAUGAUCACCAUUUCUUAUGCGGUGUUUAUCAAGUCUUUCGGUCCUACAACUCCAACUGUGGAUACCUUGAUGACUCCUAGUGACAACUUCUUCGAUUUGCUUUCACCAAUAUUAAAUGGGUCACGGGGAAGAAGUAUUGCCUUUCUCUUGAAUCAUGACUAUGUAGUCGAGCCUGCGGAAGCUGUAGCUAACUCCAUUGUUCCUCAGCUGAAGGGCGGAGACGCUCUUCUUUACGACGCCUUCAAAUUCCACAAGGUCUCUCCGGAGCUGCACUGGACGGCGGGUGGUUUCAUUUGGCCAGUAGACCACACCCUCGAAUCCUUUGGAGACGAGCCUGAAGCGAACACGAAUCCCAUCAAGAAUAUGCCAGCUGCAUAUGGUCGGACGCCAUUUGGUGCUGUCAAUGCACCACGGGGGACUGUUCCGCCAGUUCGGGGAGCAUUUGGCCCUUACCCUGACCCAAAUGUUAGCGAUGAUGAUAUCGAUGGACUGCGUGCCAAAGUUCAAGCCAGCGGUGGUGUCACCCUUGCAGAGGCAAAUAUCACACUUCUUACUGAUGCUAAGAACCCUGCCCCCAGCGUGGGUCGCGAACGUGUGUACUUCAUCUCUAAUGGUGAAUUGGAAAAGCUCGUCGUCAAUGUCCUGCUUGUCGUCUACAUUCCCUGA
Psilocybe cubensis is the source of this 1626-nucleotide messenger RNA. RefSeq lists its product as uncharacterized. The transcript is spliced from 3 exons. The record is from RefSeq and is a predicted model, not a curated record. NCBI's taxonomy places the organism in Eukaryota, Fungi, Basidiomycota, Agaricomycetes, Agaricales, Agrocybaceae. The coding region runs from base 1 to 1626 and encodes 541 amino acids.